UUUUUUUCCAUUCCCCUGCUCUAUUAUUCUAAACCGAGUCAAAAUAUUCAACCCAAGUCUGCGCCAACUCCACCAUCUCUCUCUCUCUCUCUCUCGCCGCUUUUGCACUCAACAAAACUCUCUCGCUCUCUCCCUCUCUGUAUUGUUUGACUAUGGAGAUACAAGAGGUGCAAUCGUCGUCCUCCUCCUCCUCAUCAUCAAGAGAAGAAGAAGUGAAGCUAGCUGCGAUUGCAAUCAGCCUCAACAUACGGUUGAGAUCAGCCGACAUGCCUCCCACUAUGCAAGAGCGUGCUCUGCGUUACACCAGAUCACUCCUCGAUUCAUCCUCCUCCUCCUCCAAUCGCCGCCCUAGUCCCACCCUCCUUGCUCGCUCCCUCAAAAAGGAAUUUGACUUGAGGUAUGGGCCGGCGUGGCACUGUGUGGUGGGGAAGAGUUUCGGAUCGUUUGUGACUCACUCACCAGGUGGGUUUGUCUAUUUCUCUCUGGACUCACUCUGUUUCCUUCUCUUCAAAACAGAGGUCCAUUUGGUCACCGACCCACCUGCCAAACCAGAGUAGCCAAAAACAGAGACCCUUUUAGGGAAUACAAAAUUGCAUUUUAAUAGAGAUAAUUCAAAAAUAUAGUUGCAAUUUUUUGGAACUCUACAAAAAUACAAUUAUUUUGAAUAUUACCGAGUGAAAUGCAAUUUCUCUGUACAAUUAUGUAAAACAGAGUAGCUUUUCAGGGAAUGCAA
This is a messenger RNA of Camellia sinensis, 733 nucleotides long. The record is from RefSeq and is a predicted model, not a curated record. Lineage: Eukaryota; Viridiplantae; Streptophyta; Magnoliopsida; Ericales; Theaceae.